UGCGUAGGCAGCCAGACUGCGGCCAGUUUAAGGCCAGGUGAACGCGGAAGUACGGUACGUGAGGGUUUUCCAGCUGUUCUGACUGCGGCCGGGUGACGGGUGCGAGAUGCAGGCGGGCGCGGCGCCUGAAGAUGGUCGAGACGGUCCCCGGGAGCGGCUAGCCUUGGGUGAAGCUGGGAGGCAGCAGCAGAAUCAUGAAGUGCGGUCUCAAUCGAGGGCAGAACGGUUUCCAAAACAUUCCUACUGGUUGGAUCUCUGGCUCUUCAUCCUCUUUGACCUGGUGUUAUUUAUCUUCGUGUAUCUUUUACCCUGAAUGGUUUGCCUAUGUCUAGAUUAAGAAGUUGGUUCCUGGAGUGAAUUCUGAAAAUGACUACAAACCUCUUGGAGAAGAAAGGAUUGUGCAACAGAACUUCAAACUCUAAGCGACUUUUCUUUCAUUUUACAUACUCUUCAUUUUGGGGACUACAUAAAAUGGGUGAUGAUCUCACCCAUUCAUAUAGCUAAGUUCUUAAACUAGACUCUGAUUGAUGUUUAAAAACUUUUUAAACAUCUGAUGGCUUUACAGGGGCUGAAUAUUGAA
Lynx canadensis (Canada lynx) is the source of this 580-nucleotide messenger RNA. RefSeq names its product chromosome B1 C4orf3 homolog (gene ARLN). The coding region runs from base 107 to 313 and encodes 68 amino acids. The transcript is spliced from 2 exons. The record is from RefSeq and is a predicted model, not a curated record. Lineage: Eukaryota; Metazoa; Chordata; Mammalia; Carnivora; Felidae.